This is a messenger RNA of Hansenula ciferrii, 1371 nucleotides long. RefSeq lists its product as uncharacterized. The record is from RefSeq and is a predicted model, not a curated record. The coding region runs from base 1 to 1371 and encodes 456 amino acids. Lineage: Eukaryota; Fungi; Ascomycota; Saccharomycetes; Phaffomycetales; Wickerhamomycetaceae. The transcript has a single exon.
AUGAAGGAUACUGAUCAAGAUUUUAUUACUAAUGAUGUCCAUUAUAAAUCAUCCAAGAAAGUUCCUGUUGUCACUAUUGAUUCAAGUCCUAAUCCAUUCAUAGGUAACGUUUCUGCUGUUGAUCAAAAUAAUGGUAUUAAUCAAAAUACAAGUCAAAUAUCUCAAAAUCAAUCAACUGCUGCUAUGAUUUCAAAUCAAUACCAAGAUAUUUAUGGUGAAAGUCCAACUCUGAAAAUUUAUUUACCUGGUAAUGGUCAAAAUCAAAGAGCUUCUUUACCUUUUAAUCAAAUUUAUGGUUCAAAUUAUUAUAAUCAAACUUCAACUCCAAUACAUUUCAAUACAGAUCCAAUUGAUUAUCAACAAAAUGGGAACUCAUUAUUAUCUCCACUAAAUAAUAAUAAUAAAUCAAAUAUCAAGAUGAUUCCUCAAAGUUUCAUUGAUUUUAAAAAUUCACAAUCUAUUUAUAAUCUGAGAAAUCCAAAUAUUGCUUCACCUGGUGCACCACAUCCACCAGUACCUCCACCUUAUCAUCAACCACAACCACAAUAUUUACCUCCACAAGAUCUUUAUAUUCAACAAAAUGAAUUUCCUUCAACAUUUCAACCAAGAUGUGCUCCAAAUAUGCCUCAUAAGGAAAAAGUUAAUGAUUGGAUUAGAAGAGUUCCAGUUUAUUUUGUACCAAAUACUUCAUACACUAUAGAAGGUGGUCAAUUACAAACAGGUUGGUAUAAUGAAUGCUAUCCAGGUGUUGUUACUGCUUCAAGUGCAAACUAUUCAGAAGAUGAUGAUGAAUUACUCGAUGAAUUAGAUGAAGAAUUAGAAAUUGAUCAUGCUUUUCAAACAUCUUUUGUUUAUAAUAACUCAGCAAAUGUAAAUAAUAAAGCUAAUCAACACCAAAGUCAUCGUUACCAUCCUUCACUUUAUAAUAUUGGUCCAUCUGGUUAUAAUGGUGUUAAUUUUGAUCAUCCAGAUGAAUUAUAUGUUGAUCAUGAAGAUGUUCUGGAAUUUCAAGCUAGGAAAAUCACUAAAUAUGUUAAGAAGUUAUAUCAACAAGAUCCAACUGAAUCAAUUGUUAGAGGUCAAAGUCCAACAAAGCAGAAUAUUUUACUUGAUGGAUUUGAUAAAAGUAAUUUAAGUCAAUUAUUAGAAGGAACUGAGACAAAUCCAGUGGAAAUUACAAAUACUAGUUAUAAUUUAAAUUUAACAGAAGCUAUUGAAAAUAUAAAUUCUAAAAGAAUUGAUGAAGAUAUUGAUUUAAUAAUUAAUAAUGCUGAUAAAGAAUUUGAAACAAAUCCUAAUUCACCAUAUUCAAAACCUACAAAGGGACAAAUUCCAGUUAAUUCACCAAUUUUAACAAAGAGAAAGAAAUGA